AUACGCAUAACCUUUUUAUUUUACCAUUCGGUUUUGCGGUUUGCUUCGAUAGUGAUUUGGUGCGCGAGUGACUGGCUGCAUUGGAGCCGAUCAUUCAACACAAGCGCGACACUUGGCGAUGAAGCUGAAACCACCAGCUACAGAAGCGUAAUCUCUUACAUUGCCAAAAUUACGGGCGGAAUUAAAUACAACUCUCUGUCUCCGGCCUCUCAAAGGAGAGACAGGAGGUUCAUCAUGUCUGCCAAAGAGAGGUUAAAAGGGAAGGUGACCAAAGACAGCGUUACCUUGCUGCCUUGUUUCUAUUUCGUUGAGCUCCCGAUCAUGGCCUCCUCUGUGGUCAGCCUAUAUUUUCUGGAGCUGACCGACGUGUUCAAACCGGUGCGGUUGGGUUACAGCUGCAAUGACCGCAGUCUGAGCAUGCCAUACAUCAAGCCCGCUGAGGAAGUCAUCCCUUUCCUCAUGCUCUUCAGCCUGGCCUUCGCUGGACCUACAGCUACGAUAAUGAUAGGAGAAGGUAUCCUGUAUUGCUGUCUGUCUAGGAGAAAGACUGGGGUCAAAACAGAGGCCAAUAUCAAUGCAGCUGGCUGCAAUUUCAACUCGUAUAUACGGCGUGCUGUUCGGUUUGUUGGGGUCCACGUAUUUGGACUGUGCCUCACGGCUCUCAUCACUGAUAUCAUCCAGCUGUCGACGGGCUACCACGCCCCAUACUUCCUGACAGUGUGUAAACCCAAUUACACCACGCUCAACUUGACCUGUGAUGACAGCUCCUUCAUCACAGAGGACUUCUGUUCUGGAGGAGCAGACCCAGCCAUCAUCAACGCUGGCAGGAAGUCCUUUCCCUCGCAGCAUGCCACUCUGGCCGCCUUCGCUGCUGUCUACGUCUCUAUGUACUUCAACGCUACGUUGACGGACUCCUCCAAGCUGCUGAAGCCCCUGCUGGUCUUCACCUUCAUCAUGGGUGGCAUCAUCUGUGGCCUGACCCGCAUCAUCCAGUUCAAGAACCACGCCAUCGACGUCUACUGUGGCUUCCUCAUCGGAGGAGGGAUCGCCGUCUACCUGGGUCUGUAUGCAGUGGGUAACUUCCAGCCUACUCGGGACACGUCCAGACAGCAGCCCCAGCCUCCCCCGCUCCGCGAGCCCCCCAGGAGCAACACCGUGCCCAACGUCAGCCAGAGCGCAGGGCGCCACCUGCAGCCCAACAGCCUCAACAGCAUGAACAGCCUAAACAGCGCCAGCACCACCGACAGCCUCACCGCCGCCCGUCCCGUGACCCUCCUGACCCGGGUCCCCUCCUGCCGCGAGUCCAGCUCCCUGAACAACCUGAAGAGGGCCAGUGCUGACGUGGAGUGCAUCACCUCGUCAAGCACCCUGUGUAAACAGGACAGCCUGGUGACCUUUAACAGUAGCACGUUACCCAGGUCGCACGGCGGCUCGCUCCCCGAGGAGCACCGUGUCCCGCGCCGCCACGCCAGCAUCCACGCCUCCAUGGACUCCACGCGCUCCAAGCAGCUGCUGUCUCAGUGGAAGAGCAAGAACGAGAACCGCAAGCUCUCUCUUCAGGUGAUGGACAGUGGGGUGGUGGUGGGACGCCACCAUUCAACGUCCUCCUCCUCCUCGCCUCAGAGGACCAUGGAGCUGAGGUGCAGCUCUGAGCCAUCCGCCAUGGGCCUGGAGGCGGAGCUCCGUGCUCAGGGACACAUCCCCGCCCAGUACAUGAAGCUGGCAGCUAGCAUCGUGCCGCUGUCCAACCACCUCCCUCACAAUGGGGGCAGCAGCGGCCUGGCUGCGGGGGCCCGCGUCUCCAUCCAGUCCCGGCCAGGCUCCUCCCAGCUGGUCCACAUCCCCGAGGAGACCCAGGAGCACAACAGCAGCACCUCCACCAGGGAGGAUGAGGAUGACGAGGACAGGGAGGAUAGCUAUGCCGGUGGUGGGAUCCCUGGCGGGGGAGGCUCCGUGCGCUCCAAGUGGCUGAAGGUGGCCAAAGAGGGCGCCCUCUGCAGGACUAACAGCCUAACUAACCAGCCGCGCAUCAUGCAGGUCAUCACCGUGUCCAAGCAGCAGGGUCUGCUCCAACACGGCAGCCCCAAGAGCUCCGAGGACGGUAGCGUGGUCAGCUGCACAGGCUCCAUCCAUUACAAGGCCCUGACAGACCAGGAGCCCGGCCAGGGCAUCGUGAGGGUGGAGGCCCACCCGGAAAACAAGCCUGUGAUCAAGCCUCCGGAUGGCAGUGGCUCCUGGAGGUGGAAGCCGCAGGAGCAACGGGGCAGCAUCCGCCAGUCCUUUGAGCUCAACGACCUCAACCGCGACUCGGAGAGCUGCGACUCGCUCAAGGACGGCUACGGCUCCAUCGACGGGAGGAUGAGUCAGACGGGCACGGACACUGGCAGCGAGCGUGGCGGUGGGGGUCACCCCCACGUGCACCACCCACACUACCACCACCACCACCACCACCCCCACCAGGGCAUCACCACCAUCCGUGUGACCCCUGUGGAGGGACUAAGUGGAGGGGGCAGCGAGGCCGCCUCCGAGACCCUUUCCAUCGCCUCCAGUCGGGAGUCCACCCUGCGGAGGAAGGGCAAAAUCAUCCUGCUCCCGGAUAGAGGUCCAAGUCCGGACAACUCCAGGAACUAUUUCAAAGGAACCUCCCCCACACCGCCCCCCACCCUGGGUCUGGCGUAUAGGGAGUGAACAGCUGCACAGUCAGCACUUAUUCUUACUAUUCCCCCUUACUGCCCAUGUGGUGGUCCUAUCUGUGUCCCCCAUGAGUGGCCUUCUACACUGGAUCUAGUCUGGACCCCACAAUAAGACCAAUGAGAACAUUCAGCUCAUAAACGGCUGUAUAAGGUCAUAGUUCAUUAGAGCUAGCUUAGGGUUUCUGGUCCAGGAAGGCCACUGUACAUAGGGUUUUUUCCAUUACUCAAUAAUAUGAUAAUUCUUCAUUUUUCACAGUUGUUUUACUGUUAGACCUGGUUUGAUAGGACUGGACUACCUUUACUGGUGUGUGUUCUUUGAGAAAAUGAAACUAUAGCACACACAAUAAUCCUUUAAGAAUGCAGGAGAUGCUGGAUAAUCGCUACAAGGUAAUUUUGCGCACACUUUUCAACCCUCAUUUCAUUACAUUAACUUUGAUCCAUUUGAGAAGCACAACUUCUAACUCUUUUUAUAUAGUGGCUAUAGUGGUUUGAACUUAGAAUUUGAUACUAUUUGUUAUCACCCUGCAAGAGCCUUUGAUGGCAAUAAACCGUGCAAGUUGUUUAUUAAAGGUGCUUUCGUAAAUUCUCUCUGGAGUGCCAGAGAGUGCUCUGAGUGCGUUUGUAAAUUCAGAGCGUUGUCAGAUUGUCCGUUUGUAAAUUUAGAGCGUUUCGCUCUCGGAGCGUUCAGAGCGCACACUGGACACUGGCCGAGGAGUAGGGUUGAUCUGAGCGUUCUGUCCUCACAACGGCAGUCACUCACCCAAGCUAACUGACUAAAGUUAGCUAGCUUGCUAGCUACUUCCAGACAUAAAUGAGAGAACAGCUCACUCUGACCAUUUUACUCACACUAGCAGAGCUGGUUAGGCUGUUUUUAUGUUAUCCAGAGCUUUGGUGACUGUAACUGUGCUGCUGGCAACAAUUUAAUUGCGCUUUUUUUGCCUAUGUUUACUGAUACUGGCCGUAUUCAACAGGUGUUGAGCGUUCGUAAAUUCAUCAGUUAUUUUGCGCUCUGGCACACUCAGACGAGAGUGCUCUGAAAUCGGAGUAGAUAGCCAGAGUGAAUUUACGAACGCGCCCAAAGUUGAUAGACAUGAUGUUUUGUAGGCUUUUUCCGUUGACGAUCUGUUCUCUUUCUCAGCAUAUAAAUAUCCCUGUGUAAUGUGAUUGUCAUAGUGUGUUGCACUGCAUAGCAACUGCAUAGUAAAUGCAUAGCAACUCUAGAGGUGCUUUUCAUAAUACAACUUUCAUACAUAUAGUACCCUGACAAUUGUGAAAAUAAAUGUUUCUAUUUUUUGCUAUGUACUGUACAUAUUUAUAGUACUCUGAUUGUGCUGCCAACAAUAUCCACAUGUCCUCAUUUGCUUUUUGCUAAUUAUUGAUAGUCUAUUUUUACCAGAGAUGUGUUUAUUCAAAGUUGUUGUUUUUGGAACUUUACAAGGGGAUGCAUUGAUUUGGCAGGUGAUUUAUAAAAGAGCAAUGUUUUGAGAAAUCACCAAAUAUUAUCACUGGGGUUGCGAUAUUCCAGUAACUCUCCCAAAAUUCCCAGGGUUUUCAGAAGGUCGUGAGUGGAUUUCCUCCAGACGCUGGGAUUCUUACAACUGGGAUUUCUGAAAAACAGUAUGUCGUGCUUUUUUUUUUAGCUCACAGGGGUAUACAGCUGCAAAUACUGUAUAUUAAUAGACAACCAAGGGCAGUGGGUUAACUAUGUAAGAUAAUUGCUUACUAGGAGCCUUAAUAAAAAAACAUUUCUUAAAGAUGGGAAAUUCAAUAAGGACUUUGAGUCUUUGUGUCCUUUGUUGCCUUUAAAAGAAGUGUACUAUUAAGUAUUCGCUGUUAUUCACAUUUUGAUAAAGUAACCUUUUUCCUAUCAGCUCAUAUAGCCACCUGAAUGGUGAAGUCCACUAAAUAGUUCGUUUUUUUUUCAACUAAAAUCUAUAACUGCUGUACAUGUUGUGAAUGCUACUUACUUUGCACUCAACUCAUUUUCAAGUAAUGUAUCUAUUGAUGAGUGCCAUAAAAUGGAAACCACUCUCAGGAGAGGCUUCUCUUCCCAACCAUUGCUAUGCGCACACUAAUGGGUCUAAUUAUCCGGUUGAUUUUCCAGAUUGGACAAUGUGACAGCCAAGCCUGUGCUGUGGACUUUGGUUGUACUGUUAGAUUCAAUUAAAUCAUACAUUAUUCUCCCUUGGGCUAUAAUGUACCAUGUACGAGUCACGACUGAAGCCCUGUUUAUACCUGGUUCUAACAUGCGUCCUUUCUUGAUCUUGUUCACAUUCUGACUGUGCAUUGUGAUCAGAUCUUUCAGCCCACGUCCGGAGGUAGUCAGGUACACAGAGGUAGUCAGGCACACAAGUGUAGACAAAUGUGGACAGUGCAACCAUUUAAAUCAUCGUUAUCUCGCCCUUUAAAAUCAUUGACAGAUGGCACCAUUGACUUACCUCAUCAAUAGGUGUCUUAAAAUAAAUAAAUAUUAUUUUGAAAGAAUAGCAGUCAUAUAAUUUACAUACAGGGUGGAACCAGGAAAUAUGGUACCAAUGCAGACACAGUGGACGGAUUAGGCUUUUCACAUCAGAUAUUUUUCAGAGCUGAUCUGAUUUGUCAAAAGACCAAUUUGUGAAACAAAGAACAGAAUUGGGCUACCUGUGUAAAUGCAGCCUUCGAGAUAUUUUAAUACCACAUUAGACGCAUUUCUGAAAAUGUGGGCACAAUCAGAGUGAGGGCAAGAUCAGUACAAAGAACGCAUGUUUGCACCAGGUAUAAACAAGGCUUGAGAGAAGAGGUUGUAUAAUGCCAAUACCAUCCCUCUCCCUCCCACAAGAGGAAUAGUAAACAAGUGAGUCAUAAUCGGUAUCGAAAGCAAGUUUAUUAUAGUAAACUAAAACUGAAACUAAAACUAAUCAUGAAAAAACUAUUUAGUAAAAUAAAAUAAUUAACAAACCUGUUUGAAAAACUAAAACUAUACUGAAACUAUUAUCUUUGACUCCAAAACUAACUAAAAUAAACCAUCAUGAAUUAUGUCCAGUUUUAUAUAUUUUUUAAUUUUUAUAAGAAAAUUGGGUGUUCAAUGCGAUUUUCAAGCGUUUAAAUCUGGUGGGUAAAUGCGUCCAAGAGAUGGCGACGUUUCAAAUAGGCCUAGCUUGUGAAUCGCUACAGAGAGGAAGAGGCGAAGCGAGAGGCUUGAAUCUACCCCAAAAUCUGUCCAUGUGAAAAUACAGCCAGAAGCAGAGGAAGUGGUGAUUUUUUUGUAUGGAGCUGUCAAAUUUGGUCAAAAUACAUUUGAAUUGCUAACUUGCUGUGUGAGGCUUAUUUGAUCGAAUAGCUGUAAUAUUUAUGUUGUUACAAAUGUACUACUGUAAGUGGACUCACGUGGAAUUCCGGCAAGUUUGAAAAAAACAAUUUUGGUGUUGUGGAAAAAGUACCCUGUAGUCACACUUGAGUAAAAGUAAAGAUAACUUAAUAGAAAAUGACUCAUGUAAAAGUGAAAGUCACCCAGUAAAAUACAACUUCAGUAGAAGUCUGAAAGUGUUUGGCUUUAAAUAUACUUAAGUAUCAAAAGUAAAAGUCUAAAUAAUUUCAAAUUCCUUAUAUUAAGCUAACCAGACGGCACCAUUUUUUUUAUUUAUGGAUAGCCAGGGACGCACUCCAACACUCAGACAUAAUUUACAAACUAAGCAUUUGUGUUUAGUGAGUCCGCCAGAUCAGAGACCGUAGAGAUGACCAGGCACAUUUUCCUGUACUGCUAAGCAUUCAAAAAUGUAACGAGUACUUUUGGGUGUCAGGGAAAAUGUGUGGAGUAAAAAAUACAUCAUUUUAGGAAUGUAGUGAAGUAAAAAAAUAUAUAUAUAAAUAGUCAAGUAAAGUACAGAUACCCCCAAAAAAUAAUUACGUAGUACUUUAAAGUAUUUUUACUUAAGUACUUUACACCACUGUAUUUGUGCCUCUAUUUUCAUGUCAUCCAACAAAUCUAAAUGCCUACAUUUUGCUAAAUGGCAUUGGCACUUGGAUUGGAAUCGAUGCUUUGGUCAGAUGACAUGAAAAUAGAGCUCUUUGGCCACGCACACAAGUGGUGGGUUUGGCGUCGAAAUGAGAAUGCAUGAGCAGAAAAGAACCCCAUACCUACUGUAAAAUAUGGUGGUGGAGCUUUGAUGUUAUGGGGCUAUUUUCCUUCCACUGGUCCUGGGGCCCUUGUUAAGGUUAACGGCAUCAUGAACUUUACCCAGUAUCAGGAUAUGUUAUCCAAAAACCUGGUUGUCUCUGCCAGGAGGCUGAAACUUGGCCACAAGUGGAUCUUCCAGCAAGACAAUUACCCCAAGCACACAUCAAAAUCCACAAAGAAUCAGUCCAUAAGCACAGAUGAAAAUAUCAAGGAUCUGGAAGGAUUCUGUAUGGAGGAAUGGUCUGAGGUCCCUUCCGAUCUGUUCUCCAACUCAUAAAAUAUUUUAGAAAAAGGCUCAGUGUCGUUAUCCUCGCAAUCUUCGAUCACCAACACUAGCUAUCACUCGCUAACAGGGGGGGAAAUAGUCUAGGUAGAUAAUUUGAUUCUUCUUACAUGUACAGUACUACUAAAUGUAAAAAGUACGGGUGUAAACAUACUCUAGAGAAAGUUUCCUAACACCGUAUGUUUUGCUAUUCCAUUUCUUUCGCUAUUCCUUUUUUAAAAUUGAGAUUGAUUUAAUAAUUUAUAAUAUUUUUAUUUAAUCAUAUAAAACUAACCUAUGACCUUAAAAGUCACCUUAUGUAUAACUGCCUCCCAGUUGCAAGAGGACGACAUCCCAAAAAACACCCCCUCAAAAAAACUAUGCAACACAAAUGGCUCCUAUCCUCCCAUGCAUGCUGUCUGUCCCUAACACUAAAACUGAAACUAAGGGCUCUAUUAAAUCCAUAGCGCUGAAGAUCCGCUAUAUAGCGUGAUUGACAAUUCAAGGCAACGUUCCCGCGGGCGCGGCGACUGCGUUCACUGUAAACGUUGUAUAUGUCUGCUCAAUCGGAAAUGACCUUUACAUUUUAAUGCGGAUCUUCGGCGAUACUCUGGCGAUACGGAUUGAAUCCAGCACUAAAUAAUAUCAAAACAAAAUAUAAAUAUUUUUAUACGACUAAAACUAAAUCAAAACUAACAAAUCAGGUCUGAAAACAAACUGAAACUCAACUGAAUUUCAAAUAAAAGUGUCAAAACGAAUAGAAAUAAAAAUGAACAAACAAAACUAUUACAACCUUGACCUAAAGUACGUAAGUGAAAAAAUAACAUUACUUUCACUACCACUAGUUAUGGUGUAAAUACCACUGUAACUACCAAUAGUUAGUGGCACUGUAACUAUCACAUGUGAUCCAUAUGUGUGUGAUAUGCUGCCACUGAACAAGAUAAUUGUUCAAUGACAAAUAAUCAAUGAUUUAUAUCCAGUUUGUUGUGUACAAAGGUAGAACCAUUCAACAAUCUAUAAAUGUAAGUAGGGCGUGUAUAGUACUUAUAUUAUAGUACGCUGAUACCUUUACAAAACUGUGCCAAGAGCUUACUGUACAUAUACAGCAGGGGUCUCAAAGCCAUUUCGCCGGGGACCACGUUCUCUUCUCUUGUCUUCAAUCAGGUUAAAUCAAGGUUAGACCACAUUAAAUAUGUUUGUGGUCCGUGGGCCGCCAGUUUGAGACCCCUGACAUGAGUGUUAUGUUCAUAGAACAAUAUCUACUCAUGAAGUAACGUGAGACUUGAGAUAUCUACUUUUUACAGUGGUCAUGAUAUGUCAGUUGCAUUUGGAUUGCCAAGAUAAGGAAUGUAUUCAGUUUGUUUGUGUCUGUACACAAUAAUAUGAACCUAAGACUGGAUGUAUUAAAUGAAGAUAUUGUUAAAAAUUUCCAUCAAUAAUCACGUUUUUUUGUGUGUUUUUCUUUUCAUUGAAACUGAAUUGAUAUUAUAUAAAUAUUAUACAUAUUUUUUAUGUCUCGAAGGGUAUAUUGGAGGUGACAGCUUAAGGGGAAAACGUUUUAUAUUUGCCUGUAUACUUCCAUGAUGGCUUUAAACUGUGGUCAUAUCUGCAUGGUCAUUUUGAUAUGUACUGUAUCGAAAGGCUUAUUUUUUGUAUAUGACACCUUUUGAAAGUUUUGGCUGGUACCUUGAUUUAUACCUACUCAAUCAAUCAACCAAUUGAUUAACUCGUAAUUAUUUCUAUCACUGUAAAUACAAUAUUUGUAACUUUGCCAUGCAGUUGUUAGGAAAUGUUGUUUGGAAAGCAUAUCUACAUAAAUAAAUCAUGUUUGGCAGAAGAAGAUGUUUGAUGUUUAAUAGACUGAGGAUGUAUUUGUAUAGAGUUGAGAGCAUAGAAAUUAAAUGUAUAGAAAUAUAUAAUCUAGUCAUUCUAUUUCUAUGGUCGAACUGUCAGUUGGCUUUAUUAUACAUUUGUAACGUUGGCCUGUGCACAUUCAGAACAGAUGUGGUGAUUGGUGGAUAGCUUUGUGGCUAACGAAACAGAAGUCUCAGUCAGAAGUCGCUCCUAUUUAGAGGGUGAAUUCCAAUCAUUGUGUAUAAUGAUACCACCAGACAUACUCUGUAUUUCACAUUCUAAAUACACUCUGUAUUUCACCAUUCUAUGGAGUUGACUAUGUCUAAAUAUUGAAAUAAAUGUUUGAUUAUCAAACUGGA
This is a messenger RNA of Salvelinus fontinalis (brook trout), 9324 nucleotides long. Its product is annotated as phospholipid phosphatase-related protein type 4-like. Gene Ontology annotation, molecular function: phosphatidate phosphatase activity. The record is from RefSeq and is a predicted model, not a curated record. The transcript is spliced from 7 exons. Gene Ontology annotation, biological process: axonogenesis; phospholipid metabolic process; signal transduction. Bases 235 to 2688 code for a protein of 817 amino acids. NCBI's taxonomy places the organism in Eukaryota, Metazoa, Chordata, Actinopteri, Salmoniformes, Salmonidae.